Molecule: messenger RNA, 1199 nt
Organism: Aspergillus ibericus CBS 121593
Lineage: Eukaryota; Fungi; Ascomycota; Eurotiomycetes; Eurotiales; Aspergillaceae
Gene: sec17
Product: alpha-soluble NSF attachment protein SEC17
Exons: 5
Coding region: 1-879 (292 amino acids)
Biological process (GO): intracellular protein transport; SNARE complex disassembly
Cellular component (GO): vacuolar membrane; SNARE complex
Molecular function (GO): syntaxin binding; soluble NSF attachment protein activity
Source: RefSeq, a predicted model, not a curated record
AUGGCCCAAGAUCCCCGAGUCCUGCUCCAACGAGCCGACAAGGCGCUCAGCAGCGCAUCCGGUGGCUUCAGCUUCUUUGGUGGAAAGACAGAGAAGUACGAGAACGCCGCGGAUCUGUACACACAAGCUGCGAACGCCUUCCGAGUGCAGAAACAGAACAAAGAAGCCGGUCUCGCCUUCGAGAAGGCCGCCUCUAUCCAAACCCAGAACCUCAACGAACCCGACGAUGCAGCCAACACCCUGACCGAAGCCUUCAAGGUCUACCGCAAAUCCGAUCCCGAGGACGCUGCUCGCGUGCUCUCCAGCGCUAUUCAACACUACGUCCUGAAGGGUAAUCUCCGUCGCGCUGCCACGCAACAGCAACAUCUUGCCGAGGUGUACGAGGUGGAACUGGGAGAUACCAAGAAGGCGCUGGAAGCCUAUGAGAAAGCGGCGGAGUGGUUUGACGGGGACAAUGCUGAAGCUCUUGCCAACAAGCAUUACCUCAAAGCGGCCGACCUGGCCGCUCUUGAGGGCGACUACUACAAGGCCAUCGAGCACUACGAGCGGAUCGGCCGUGCAUCGAUCAACAACAACCUGAUGAAGUGGUCCGUCAAGGAUUACUUCCUCAAGGCUGGUAUCUGCCACCUGGCGACGAAUGACCUGGUCGCUAGCAACCGCGCCCUCGAAAACUACCGCGACAUCGACACCACCUUUGCCUCAACAAGAGAGCACCAGCUCCUCAUUGACCUCGUCCAGACCAUCGAAGCCGGCGACCAGGAAGCCUUCGCCGAUAAGCUCUUCCAAUUCGACCAACUCAGCAAGCUGGACAAGUGGAAGACGACUCUUCUGUUGCGGAUCAAGAACAAUAUCGAAGAGCAGGGAGAGGACUUUUCUUAGAUCUAUUUAAUCCAUUGCAAUCCAUUCCUAUUCCUGCAUGUUCUUGGAUCUGAUAAACUCCUACCUGGCAGAGUGACUUUUUGCUUCUGCUAUUUUCUUUUUGAUUUGGCUGGUUCCAUAGUAGAUGGAUGCUGUCAUGAUUUUCGUGUCUCGCUGUCACAUAAUGCGGUUUACUCCUUCGUGCGAAGAUUUACCUAUCUGUCUGCCCUGCACUAUUAUCCCAACUGUUUCAUUUACAACGCACUAGGUUGUACGCAUAGGUGCAUAUGUGACCCUACUAUCAUCAAAGUCCGUGAAUGAACAAAAGUAUCAUCCUGGCG